AUGCGUGCGUGGCCCCUGCCGUCACUCAAGAUCGGCGCCCCGCCGCGGCUGGCCGCGCCGGCGCUCUCCGCAGACGGGCGGCAGCUGCGCGUGACCGUCCCCGUCCGGCCCGGCGCAGACGCGGGCGCGGUCGUGCGGGAGGUGUCGGCCGCGCUGCAGCAGCUGGCGCGGGGCAGCACGGCCUGCUCGCAGCGGCAAAAGGUGCACUCCACCGCUGACGUUAUCGUCCAUCGCUGGGAUGUGACCCAUACCCCCGCCGGCGGCAGCGCACGCCACAGCUUGUCCAUCGAGGCGUCCAUCCCACAGCGCCCCCACCCCUCGGCCUCCAGCGGCGGCCGCGGCCCCGGCGGCUGCGGCGGCGGCGCGGAGGAGGGGCGCGUGGUGGUGUCGAAGGAGGGGCCGCUGCUGCCCUGCGAGAGGGCGGUGGUGACGCGCGUCAUGAGGGCGGCCAACCUCACGUUUGGCAGCGAGGUUAGCGGCGUCCCCGCCUCUGGCCCCUUCACGGGCGAUCUGGACCCGCUGGCCGCGCUGGUGGAGCAGGCUGAGGUGGCGAUGGCCCGCCAGCUGACUCAGCUGCCGGGCUGGAAUGAUCUGGCCGACUUCUUCGAGUUUGUAGAGGACCGGGCGGCCGAGCUGCGGGGCCUCGCUGACGAGGACUCUCGUGUCGGCGGCGCAACCGCCGCUGACGAGGACGACGAUGAUGAGGGCAUCCCUGCUGAGUGGGCGGAGCGCAUGCGGUCGGCGGCUUGGCGGCGCCGGGCGGCGGCCGCGCAGCAGCAGCAGCAGCAGCAGCAGCAACAGCAGCAGCAGCAGCAGCAGCGGGACGCGGAGGGGCGGUCGGAGCCGGAGGCGCCGCCGCCGCGGCCGUGGGAGACGGCGGAGGGGCAGCGGGCGGUGCAGGCGCUGCAGGGGAUGGGGGCGCGCGUCUACCUGCCGGGAGGCAACGAUGACGUCGACUGGGGGGUGCUGGCAGGGUGA
Molecule: messenger RNA, 978 nt
Organism: Monoraphidium neglectum
Lineage: Eukaryota; Viridiplantae; Chlorophyta; Chlorophyceae; Sphaeropleales; Selenastraceae
Exons: 4
Coding region: 1-978 (325 amino acids)
Source: RefSeq, a predicted model, not a curated record